AUGUCGGUAGCUCUUUGCCCCCCCCCCACUCCCAGGACUCAAUUCUUUUCAGAUAUUCUUUGUCAAGCCGCCAAAGUGGAGAGUGUCGUCGCACCAGGAGGUCCUUCUCGUUUCAGUGUAGGGGGAGGAGGUGGGGGUGCACCUCAGCACUAUCCCAAAACUGUCGGCAACAGCGAGUUCCUGGGGAAAACCCCAGGUUCUAGCGUUCAGAGAUGGGUACCUUCUCGAAGCACUAGACGAGAUGCCAGCUCCUCCAACGAGAAAGGGCAAAAUGAUGCAAUCUUCAGAAAAGUGAGAGGCAUACUUAAUAAGCUGACUCCUGAGAAGUUUGACAAACUAUGCCUGGAGCUCCUCAAUGUGGGUGUAGAUUCAAAAGUUGUCUUAAAAGGAAUCAUCUUGUUGAUUGUUGACAAAGCCCUCGAAGAGCCCAAGUAUAGCCAGUUGUACGCUCAACUAUGUCUACGCUUGGCAGAAGAUGCACCAAACUUUGAAGCCCCAACAACAGAAAGUCAGGCAACACAAAAGCAGAAUAGUACCUUCCGACGGCUUCUGAUUUCUAAGCUUCAAGAUGAGUUUGAGAAUCGUGCCAGGAAUGUUGACCACUUCGACAAACAUGACAGCCCACUCACCUCUGAGGAGGAGGAACAGCGUGCAAUUGCAAAGAUCAAGAUGCUGGGCAACAUCAAAUUCAUCGGUGAACUGGGCAAACUCAACCUCAUCCAUGAAUCUAUUCUCCACAAGUGCAUUAAAACACUGUUGGAGAAGAAGAAGAGAGUCCCACUUAAGGAUAUUGGUGAAGAUUUGGAAUGCCUCUGUCAGAUAAUGAAAACAGUUGGUCCCAAACUUGAUCAUGAAAAGGCAAAGUCUUUGAUGGACCAGUACUUUGCUCGCAUGCAAUCCUUAACCAACAGCAAUGAUCUGCCUGCACGGAUUCGCUUCCUGCUGCAGAACACGGUGGAGCUGCGACACAACAACUGGGUGCCUCGGAAAGCUUAUGUUGACAAUGGACCAAAGACUAUUACCCAAGUUCGUCAAGAUGCAGUAAAGGAUUUGGGCGUUUUUAUUCCACCUUCAAGUGAUUCAAUAAGGAAUGACUUCUUCAUGGACAGUUCCUCCUUCCUUCCAGGAAAGAUCAAGUAUGAUAGGGAGACUCUUGGUGGGCUGGCCGACAUGUUUGGACAAAUGCCUGGAAGUGGCAUCGGCACAGGCCCAGGGGUAAUUCAGGACCACUAUUCCCCAACCAUGGGUCGCCACCGCGGCAGUGCUCCAGGGGUAAUUCAGGACCACUACUCACCAACCAUGGGUCGUCACCGUAGCAGCCCACUCUUUAAUGGCCACAGUGGAAACAGCAAUGGGUCACACCAGCCAUAUGAAAAUGAAAGCAAGCCGUUCAUAAAACCGAACCAGGGGAGAAAUUCACCAGUUUUCAACCAUAAACAGAAUCACUCAGUCCAGAUGCAGUCAAAGGAUAUGGCUCCAAGGUUCAGCAAGAAGGGGAAAGUCAAUGCAGAUGAGAUCAGUCUGAGGCCAGCACAGUCCUUCAUUAUGAAUAAAAACCAAGUGCCAAAGCUGCCGCCACAGACAAUGAUGCCUUCUCCAGUUGGACAGCUUGGUCUUAAAGCCAAUCCUCCUCCAAUUCAGGAAAAACCUGCAAAGUCUAACAAAAAGGCUCCUCCCACAAAGGAAGAGUUGUGCAAAAUGACGGAGACACUACUCACAGACUACCUAAACAACAAAAAUGUUAACGAUGCAGUGAGUGCUGUGAAAGAGAUGAAGGCCCCCAAACACUUCUUGUCAGAGAUGAUGAACAAGAUCAUAGUCUGCUCACUCGAUCGUUCAGAUGAAGAUAAGGAACAUGCAAGCACUCUGAUUCACACCCUCUGCACAGAGGGCCUCGUCACUGGUGACAACAUAUUGCAGGCCUUCCUGGGUGUUCUGGACCAGUGUCCCAAGAUUGAGGAAGAAAUCCCACUGGUGAAGUCGUACCUGGCUCAGUUUGCAGCACGAGCGAUCAUUGCUGAUCUGGUCAGCAUUGCAGACUUGGCCCAUCAGCUGGAGAAUGGCACACAUUUCCCACUCUUCCUGCUCUGUCUGCAGCAACUGGUGAAACUGAAAGACCGUGAGUGGCUGACUGACCUUUUCCAGCAGAGCAAGGUCAACAUGCAGAAGAUGCUGCCUGAAAUUGACCAGAACAAGGACCGGAUGCUGGAGAUUCUGGAGGGUAAAGGCCUCAGCUUUUUGUUCCCACUGAUGAAGCUGGAAAAGGAGCUGCUGAAGCAGAUCAAAGUGGAUCCUUCUCCGCAGUCAAUCUACAAGUGGAUCAAAGACAACAUCUCUCCAAAACUUCACACCGACAGAGGCUUUGUCAACAUUCUCAUGACCAGUUUCUUGCAGUACAUUGCUUACGAGAGCAACCCUGACGAUGAUGAAGAGCAGCAUGCAUCGCCCAGUAAGGACCAGCUGGAGGAAGAGAAGCAGCUCCUGCUCUCUUUCAAGCCGGUGUUGCAAAAGUUUCUUCACGAUCACAUUGAGCUGCAAGUCAGUGCACUGUAUGCCCUGCAGGUGCACUGCAAUGCCAAGAGGUUCCCUAAAGGCAUGCUGCUGCGCUACUAUGUGAACUUUUAUGACAUGGAAAUAAUUGAAGAGGAAGCCUUCCUUUCAUGGAAAGAAGAUCUCGCCCAAGAGUAUCCAGGGAAAGGAAAAGCAUUAUUUCAGGUGAAUCAGUGGCUGACCUGGCUGGAGACUGCAGAAGAGGAGGAGUCAGAGGAUGAAGAGUACUGAGGAAUAGGCCAAAGCCAUGUCUUAUCAGAUGCAGACUUGUUUUGGGUUUUUUUUUUUUUUUU
Molecule: messenger RNA, 2843 nt
Organism: Pundamilia nyererei
Lineage: Eukaryota; Metazoa; Chordata; Actinopteri; Cichliformes; Cichlidae
Gene: eif4g2a
Product: eukaryotic translation initiation factor 4, gamma 2a
Exons: 21
Coding region: 1-2781 (926 amino acids)
Cellular component (GO): eukaryotic translation initiation factor 4F complex
Molecular function (GO): mRNA binding; translation initiation factor activity; protein binding
Source: RefSeq, a predicted model, not a curated record